CUCGCCCCCUCUUCGUCGCCGCCGCCGAGUUCUUCUCCGGCAGCCGAGCGGGUGAUGCGCCAGCAACAGAUGCCAGGCGCCAAGAUUGGCAUCCUUAGGCCACGCUGAACGCCUGAAGAAGCGAGAAGGAAGCAGAGAAGGGCCGGGAAGGCGGGGACAGGAGGUGCCGGAGAUCCCCCCCGCCCAAUCCCCUCAAAAAAAGGCAGAAGCCGCCGCUCCCACCGGAGAGCUCCGCGCCCCAGAGAUCGCCGGCUCGCUGCCACUGCCGCGGGCGCCCAGGUCUCCCCAGCCAUGCCAGGCCCGGCCGUGGACGCGGAGAAGGUCCCCUUCCGCAGCGCCAAGGAGGAGAUCCGUGCGGGGGUCGGGGUCGAGGGCUCGGAGGGCGGCGGCGGCGGCGGCGGCCCGGAGAGGCCGGGCGCGCGCGGGCACCGGCAGGACAUCGUCUGGAGGAACGUCUUCCUGAUGAGCCUGCUCCACUUGGCGGCCGUGUACUCCCUAGUGCUCAUCCCCAAAGCCCAGCCUCUCACUCUGCUCUGGGCCUACUUCUGCUUCCUCCUGACUGCUCUGGGCGUGACAGCUGGUGCCCAUCGUUUGUGGAGCCACAGGUCCUACAAGGCCAAGCUGCCCCUGAGGAUAUUUCUGGCUGCUGCCAACUCCAUGGCUUUCCAGAACGACAUCUUCGAGUGGUCGAGGGACCACCGAGUCCAUCACAAGUACUCCGAGACAGACGCUGACCCGCACAAUGCCCGCCGGGGCUUCUUCUUCUCCCACAUCGGCUGGCUGUUUGUCCGCAAGCAUCGGGACGUCAUUGAGAAGGGGAGGAAGCUUGAUGUCACUGACUUGCUGGCUGACCCCGUGGUCCGGUUCCAGAGAAAGUACUACAAGAUCACCGUGGUGCUCAUGUGCUUCGUGGUCCCCACGCUGGUGCCCUGGUACAUCUGGGGGGAGAGCCUGUGGAACUCCUACUUCCUGGCCUCCAUCCUCCGCUACACCAUCUCACUCAACGUCACCUGGCUGGUCAACAGCGUCGCCCACAUGUACGGAAACCGGCCCUAUGACAAGCACAUCAGUCCUCGGCAGAACCCGCUCGUCACCCUGGGCGCCAUCGGUGAAGGUUUCCAUAACUACCAUCACACCUUUCCCUUUGACUACUCUGCGAGUGAAUUUGGCUUAAAUUUCAACCCAACCACCUGGUUCAUUGACUUCAUGUGUUGGCUGGGGCUAGCCACUGACCGCAAACGGGCAACCAAGCAGAUGAUCGAGGCCCGGAAAGCCCGGACUGGAGACGGUAGCGCCUGACUCUGGACCCUCCAUCCGCGCCCGCUGUCAACGACGCCUCGGUUCAUGGCCUUUGUUACCACACUUCUCUUGUUCAUUGGAUCGUGGGAGGGGGCGCAAGCUGGGGAGAGAACAGAAUCCACACAGUUUGGGGAUUUUUUUCGUUGGUCUCAAAAUAAUGUCAAGAUACAAACUAUCAACGAAAAGAAUUUUUUAAAAGUCAGUGUAACUACGCUUUAACACUAGAACGCAGACAUGUGAUUUAAUCGCUAUAGCUACAACAUGUCAUUCAAACAUACAUCGUCAUGUGCUUGUACUUGUACGUGAUGUUAACCCUGACAGGAUGAAGGAAUUUCAUAUUCUUUCAGUGUGAUUCAGGAGAGCCUUUGUUUUCUCUUUCUGUUUUAAACCCAACCUUAUUUUUAAACAGACUAUCUGAAGGAGCAGAGAGGCAGGGUAGAAGGCAAAAGAGAGGGUCUAAGUAGUAACGAAAGAAUGUUUCUGCUUUGUAAUGAUCGUGUGUGUUUGUUGUUGUUUUAAAGUAAGAAAAUUGAAAAUGUUAAAAAAUGAAAAUACAGGAAAUGGCUCUCUUAUUUUGUUGCCCUGUUUCCAGCUUGUUAAUGUUCCACUUUCUUUGCUUCAAGGGGUCUGUUCACGGCUCAGCUGGUUUUGUGUCCUGAGCUGUCCGUCCAUCUGAGCCUAUAAAUCAGUGCCUGUUUUAAGUGUUUGAUUUUGUUCUCUUUGCUAUUGUCAUUUUAAGGUGUAGAACUCAGAAGUGCCAGACAUCAAAUGAAGCUCAAAUGAAGCUCUCAUUUAAAUGUUUAGACACCUAAUUUAUAUUCUAAUUGAUCCUAGCCACUGAUGCAUGUACUUUACCUACUCCUGCUAAAUAAGCCUAUUAAUUUUCCAUACCAGGUCAUCAGAUCUGAAUAACCAACAGUUAUCUAGAACUCAGUGUCUACAAAUGUUUCACCUGCAUGCAGCCUUCAUUGAUUUUGCAGCAAGACAUAAAGUGAUCAUUAUGUAGCCUCUGGAUUAAAAAAAAAAAAAUCUGUGUGUUAAGUUGCCUUGUAAAGAGCAUGUCGAAUUAAUGGGACAGCGUGCCCUUUGUGUUAGAUGUUAGAGCAAAAGAGAGCCUUAUAGUUUGGCAUCAGAGCACUUCGAAGAUAGUGCUGCAAAGAUAGGGAAGAUGUAGGAUUUAAAUUUAGAUUUUUGAAAAGAAGUGACGCCGGUAGGGAGUUGUCAUAAUAAAGUUCUUCAUCCAGCAGGUGUUUAACGGUGUUAUUUUUGCCAUUAAUAAUGUGUAAACUAUGAGUGAUUCACAAUAAAUGAUUAUGAAUUCA
Molecule: messenger RNA, 2621 nt
Organism: Odocoileus virginianus texanus
Lineage: Eukaryota; Metazoa; Chordata; Mammalia; Artiodactyla; Cervidae
Gene: SCD5
Product: stearoyl-CoA desaturase 5
Biological process (GO): unsaturated fatty acid biosynthetic process
Cellular component (GO): endoplasmic reticulum membrane
Molecular function (GO): iron ion binding; stearoyl-CoA 9-desaturase activity
Source: RefSeq, a predicted model, not a curated record